AUGUCUUCAGGCAGCUGCUGGUGUGGUAACAUCAAAUACGAGUUCGACGGGGACUCUAAGCACGUUAUAUUGUGUCACUGCCUAACCUGCCAAAAGAUAUCCGGCGCGACUAAUACGGCGAACAUUCCCGUCGCGCGAGACAAAUUGACGGUCACUUCUGGGUCUCCCAAAUCUCAUACCGAAAAACACGAAGAUGGGUUCAACCUGACCAAAUUCUUCUGUGGAGACUGCGGUACCACUCUCUACAAGCAAGCUGAUGCUGAUAUGUUUGCGACUGUCUCUUUGGUCCAAGCGGGAACUUUGGAUGGUCCUGCCAAGGACAAGAUCAGCCAACCUUCAGCGGAGUUAAACGUAAAAGUGAGGCAACCUUGGCUGGCGGAAGUUGGUGCCGCUGCUCAAAAGCAAGGAUUUGUAUAA
Molecule: messenger RNA, 417 nt
Organism: Trichoderma virens Gv29-8
Lineage: Eukaryota; Fungi; Ascomycota; Sordariomycetes; Hypocreales; Hypocreaceae
Exons: 2
Coding region: 1-417 (138 amino acids)
Molecular function (GO): carbon-sulfur lyase activity
Source: RefSeq, a predicted model, not a curated record